GGGUGUGUGUGUGGUAAAUGUGUGUGUAGGUGUGUAUAUAUGGGUGGCUGAGGAACGGGUUGUUGACAAAGUGGGGUUGGUGUAGGUUUGGCGGCGCGGUAAAAUCGAAAGUGAUGGAUGAUGCAUAUGAGAUAAAAAUACCGGUAAGACACGUGUGCCACGUUUCUUAUUGGCAUGUUAAUGGACACACGGUAAAACGUGCACACAUACAUGCACAUACUUGCAUAUGUAUGCACAUACGGACACAGAAUGAGAUAUUACUUAUGAUGGUGCUCCUUACUGCUUACUUUACUGCUGGAGUCGGGAGAGUUAAGGAAGAAAUGAACAUACAGGGAAUGGCAUCCCCUUGUCCCCCUCCAGCACACCACGGAGGAAUGUCUGACGUAUGGCAGUGUAGCAUGAACACUCAUCUGUUUACAUUUAGACGGCGGGGGGAGGAGGAGGUUGAGGGGUAAACAGGGGAGUAAACAAGGCCCCUGAGCCUAUUGCACUGCUGCUUGUGCUGCUGCUGUUGUUACUGCUGCAUUCGUCAAGUGAGUUUGUGCAAAGCGCAGCUGCUCCCUCCGAUCCCCGUAUCUCUACCCGCCCGCUCUCCAUGGAACAAUCGGGGUCACCAAACAUUUCAAUCAACUCUAAUUCAAGUCAAGACGUCCUAGCUCACGAGUUAAGCGCGAUGCAACGCAAUGAACAAGCACAGGCUGAGCAAAUGUUUUUGUUGGCAUUACACGAACGCUUGGCUCAGCAGCUGCGACCUCAGACGGAACUUCAACGGAUUUGGCAGAAUAUGAUGCUUGGUCUGCCAACUUUAUUACCACCACUGGACUUAACAGCUUUACCGGGCACCAGCCAAGCUUUAAUGCACCCGCUCUACCAGCAUAACCUAUGCACUUGGCCACAGUGUGACCAGCCGUGCGAAAAUUUCGCCACGUUUUUGCAUCAUUUGGCAACGGUGCAUACGCUCGAUGAACGAUCCGCGCAGCAGUGUCGCGCUCAAAUCGAAGUAGUGGAUAACCUGGAACAUAGGCUUAACAGGGAGCGUACUCGUCUGCAGGCCAUGAUGCAACAUUUACACAUGAAACAGUCACCUGAUACCACCACGCCAACCAUAGGCACGUUACAGCAGUCACAAGAUUCAGCAUCUAUCCCAUCACCAACGCUUGCAGAGCCAAAAACUGAAUCCUUACCCGAUCAGCAGCAAACGAUCUUGUCAUUAUCAUUACCGAGCGUGUCAAACAUUGAAGAUUCACAACAACAACAGCAAGAGCAACAGCAACUGCAGCAGCAGCAGCAGCAGCAGCAGCAGCAGCAGCAGCAGCAGCAGCAGCAAGCACAGCAGCAGCAGCAGCAACAACAACAACAACAACAACAACAACAACAACAACAACAACAACAACAACAACAACAACAACAACAACAACAACAUCAACAACGACAACAACAACAACAGCAGUCCCAGCAGCAUCAUCAUCGUACAACUCCGACACCGCGGCGGAAAAUCAACGACAAAGUUGUUUUACAUAUUUCAACCGAUAUAGCACGAAACCGUGAAUUUUAUCGGACACAUGAUGUACGUCCACCAUAUAC
Molecule: messenger RNA, 1584 nt
Organism: Loa loa (African eye worm)
Lineage: Eukaryota; Metazoa; Nematoda; Chromadorea; Rhabditida; Onchocercidae
Exons: 5
Biological process (GO): regulation of transcription by RNA polymerase II
Cellular component (GO): nucleus
Molecular function (GO): RNA polymerase II cis-regulatory region sequence-specific DNA binding; DNA-binding transcription factor activity, RNA polymerase II-specific
Source: RefSeq, a predicted model, not a curated record